CUGAAAUUAAUUGAACCAAGACUACUUAAGCCAUGGUUUAACAACAUACUUUACUUUGGUACAAAGUGAAGAAUCAGUGCUUAAAUGUGCAAGACGUCCCACUCUAUGACAGCCUUGGUCUGUGUUGUUCGGCGACUCAAACAAGAGGGGACCUGAUCAUAAUAACCUAGAGUGCCAUGAAGAAAGUAGAGAAUCGGGGCUUAGACCUGCCAUGAUUCACCAGCUACUAGUUCAAAGUGAAGAAUCUUACUUAGAGCUUGACAAAGUAAGGGGCAUGAUAGUUUGAUCCGCUUGCCAGGAACAGUGCUUUCAGGGUUCACACAUGACAGACACAUUCACUGUGGACAUAGUCCGAGACGGUAGAAUACUGAAUCGCCCCACUAUGAAACCAAAGUAUAGCAGUGAUCAAUUUGCACAUAUCUGAUAUAAAUAAUCAAUUCUCAAAUAGCCAUGCACCAAGUGAUUUUGACAGUUUAGGUACAAAGACUAAGAAAGUGGUGCAGAAUCUUCUGAGUUCAGAUUGUAUCCUGGAGUGAAGAAUGAAAGCGCCGACCGCCAUGUAGCAAAAUUCAUAAACCUAAUUGUUUGAGACAAUCAGCGAAGUAACAACUUGUAAUCUGGAAAAAGGAAAUUGUUCAUGUUCUGCAUAGACUUUACUCAUCUGGACUGACAUCUUCCGCGCUAUUGCAUAUAUAGUUCAAAAGAGAAGCUGUACGUGCCAAUAAAUCUUCGGGUCGCCAAAGGCAACAUUGUAGACGCCAUUUCCUUUCUUACAUGAGGCCACUGCUUUUCAUGCACGCAAUGGUGGACCUCAGUUAAAGAAUGACAGACCUUAAUCGACCACAAUGCUGUCCAGUUUAACUCUGCUAGUCUGAACACCAUCUAGGAGAAGUCUGAGACCAACUUUUAGUUCUGGAAGACCCUCCUCUAAGACUGCACGGACAGGGUAGAUGGGGACGCCCUGCACUCUUUUUUUCAGUUCUCCAUAGACCUCAAUUGCACCUGCCUCGUCAAUUUUGUUAGCAACUACAAGAGAUGGCCGCUCAGACAACCCAGGCUGGUGACAUUCUAGCUCCAUAACUAGGUCUCUUGGCUGUUCCCACGGUGGAAUCCCUUUUCUUCCAUCCAAUGAAGCCGAUAAAUCUACAACAUACGCAAGAAUCUUUGCGACCGCCUAUUGAUUUAAGUACCGGUGGUUUCCUUACUUCUUCGUUCCUUGUCUUCAUUCACUUAAAUUCCAACGGUCCAUCAAUCACCAACAACCUCACUCAUCAACUACCCAAACGCAAAAAAUCUCAUACAAAAAGGGAAAUCUGGUCUGUAAGGGCCGUCCCAGAUUCCGGAUCUGUGGUGAUGUGCUUGGAAGGGAAGGGAAGGUGGUGGUAGAUUUAAAAUAGGAAGGCGGAUUUGAUUUUAAAUAGAGGGGGCAAUCAAAGGAGGCACCAUCCCUCUGUUUCCUCUCUCUCUUUCUCUGUGACAGUUAACCAGGCCAUACGUUGCUUUCCUCCAUAUUUCCGUCCGCCGUCUCCUGUUUUCCGCCGAUGGGGCGUGCCAAGCUUCCGAUCAAACUCAUCACCGGCGAACGAUCCCGCAACGCCACUUUCACCAAGCGCAGUCGGGGCCUGACGAAGAAGAUUUUUGAGUUCUCGACGCUCUGCGACGUGGAGGCACGCAUGAUCGUCUAUAGCUCAGCGCCGGGGUCGUGCCCCCAGACGUGGCCGGAGGACCCAGCUAAGGUCGGGAGGGUGAUCAAGCGGUUCCAGCGGGCGCCUAAGGAGGAGCGCGACAAACGGCAGCAGGACAUCUCGAGCCUUCUGCGAUCGAAGAAGAAGAAGCUGCAGGACGAACUGGAGCACAGGCGGGAGGAGAACCCGAAGCUGGCGUCUCUGUUGCUGUGGAACCAAUCGAGCCUGGAGGACAUGGACCUCAAGGGAGUGCUCGAUUUGCAACUCCGGCUGGACUCCAAGAUGAAGCAGGUGAACCGCAGCAUUAAACAAUACCUGGGUGAGUCAUCGAAGGUGCCGGGAAGCACGAGGUCGUACCAUGUCGCAAGGUACGAGACCAAGUUGCAGUCCGCUCUUCUUCCGCCACCUCCGCUGCCGGCAGGCACCAUUACUCUGUUGGAAUCGGAAGAAGUACUGGUGCAUUUCGGUUACGACAAUGACAACGCGCCUUGUGGUGGUGGUGGUGGCUUAACCAGCUGCUGGCUCAGCGACUAUGAGGCCGCUCUCAUCCCUGGCGCCACUCCUGCUUGCUACUGCACCCAACCGACGCCAUGCAUGCAAACACCGGCGGCGUUCGAGUGGGGGAUGCAGGAGAGCAACGCCUCCUUCAUGGCUGAAGAAACGUUCACCACUAAUAUCGAUGAUCAGAAGACGAUGAAGCAUCAACAGCAGCUCGUCUCUCAAGCACCGCCUUAUACCCCUACUCCCUCCGAUGCACGAGGACAUGGAUCUCUUUAUGGGCCUCAUGGAUCACUCGGGCCCCAUGCAGUCGUUUGAUUAGUGGAUGGAUUGAAGUCAUGCAAGAGGCCAUGG
Molecule: messenger RNA, 2537 nt
Organism: Nymphaea colorata (pocket water lily)
Lineage: Eukaryota; Viridiplantae; Streptophyta; Magnoliopsida; Nymphaeales; Nymphaeaceae
Product: agamous-like MADS-box protein AGL80
Exons: 1
Coding region: 1542-2501 (319 amino acids)
Biological process (GO): positive regulation of transcription by RNA polymerase II
Molecular function (GO): protein dimerization activity; DNA-binding transcription factor activity, RNA polymerase II-specific; RNA polymerase II cis-regulatory region sequence-specific DNA binding
Source: RefSeq, a predicted model, not a curated record